Fusarium falciforme is the source of this 708-nucleotide messenger RNA. Its product is annotated as Smr domain-containing protein. NCBI's taxonomy places the organism in Eukaryota, Fungi, Ascomycota, Sordariomycetes, Hypocreales, Nectriaceae. The coding region runs from base 1 to 708 and encodes 235 amino acids. The transcript is spliced from 3 exons. The record is from RefSeq and is a predicted model, not a curated record.
AUGUCUAUUCCCAUGCACCGGCUGGGCGGUCGCGCCUUUGCCCACGAUGACGAUGACAUUGAGCAAGAGUACGAUCGCCUGAGAGACUUGGCGCGAGCCGAAGCUGAGAAGCGCAACGACUGCUUCGCCCGCUCCCGCCAGGCCUAUGAAGACGGCGAUGGCGCCGCCGCAAAGGAGCUCUCCAACGAGGGCAAGGCGCACGCCGCCCGCAUGGACGACUACAACCAGCAAGCCUCCGACUUCAUCUUCCGCGAGAACAACGCCGACGGGCGCGUCGAGCCCGACGCGAUCGACCUGCACGGCCAGUUCGUCGAGGAGGCCGAGCGCAUCCUCGAGGACCGCAUCCGCGCCGACCAGGCCAACGGCCAGACGCACCUGAUCGCCAUCGUCGGCAAGGGCAACCACUCGAGCGGCGGCGUCCAGCGCAUCAAGCCCAAGGUCGAGGAGCUGUGCCAGGAGCUCGGCUUGCAGUACCGCACCGACGAGGACAAUGUCGGCCGCAUCAUCAUCAACCUCCAGGGCGGUGAGCCGCUGCCGCCCAGCCAUGGGGGUGGCUACUCGGGGUAUCACGGUGGUCACCACCAGCAGCAGCAGCAGCAGCAUCACCAGCCUCAGCAGCAGGAGAACGACGAGGUUGGGCAGUUCGUCGAGAAGCAGCUGCCGUGGCUCCUGCAGAAGCUGGAGAAGCACUGCUGUGUGGUUAUGUGA